AUGCCAACAUACUAUUCGACAAAUACCUCCUUCACAAUACUAGAAAAAUCCUUAGCCAUAGAUUUGGGCUUCAUUACAUAUAUUCAUGUUGUGCAUAAUAUUCUCAAUCGAAAUAGCUUAAAGAUUAAAGCAUUCUUUAUUCGUUUCUCUGGUUUCCAAACUCACCGAUCGUCGUUGAAUUCUCUCAGAGUAAGUGUUGUCCAGUUACAACCAUACGCCAACAGUUAUACGUUCGCCGGUUGGUGUACAGUAGCAGAGAUAGAGAAGAUGGGAAAAUCAUCUACAAUUGAUGCAUUUUAUAAAAGGGAAAGUGCUGAAAUUUCAACAAUGGGAAAAUCAUCUACAAUUGAUGCAUUUUAUAAAAGGGAAAGUGCUGAAAUUUCAACAGUUAUUGGGCAGUCAGGUCCUUCUAACCCGCAUGAACGUCUUAAAAAAAAUUUAAGAGUUGAACUGAUAGAAUCAUUCGAUGUGAGUUCUAUGGAACGUGAUCCAGGAUUACGCCCCCAAAUAUGGCAAUAUACUCCAAACAAGCAUGACGAGAUCCGUAGAGCUUAUAUUAAAGCAGGCGCUUAUCAAUGUAAGCUUUCUCAAUAUCCUAAAUCUGGUGAAAAACGUGGUCGCAGCUUUCAACAAUCAUGGUUUCAUCUAUUUCCGUCAUGGUUUGAAUAUUCUCCUAAUAAAGAUGCUAUAUUUUGUUUACCAUGUUACUUGUUUCACAAAAAGGAUGGACCUUCAGGAUCAGAUGCAUUUACUGUAAAUGUAUUUAUAUCAUGGAAAAAAGUGGAGGAUGGUAAAAAUUGUGCAUUACUUGCACAUGUUGGGAAAGAUAUCACUUCUCCUUAUCGAAAUGCAGAAAAGGCAUGUGCGAAUCUAAUGAAUCAAGCUUUACAUAUUACCCAUAGCUUUCAAAAGUUUAGUUCUCAAGAAAUUAUAGAGAAUAGACUUCGAUUGAAAGCUUCAAUUGAAGCAACCUUGUGGCUUGCAUUUCAAGGAUGUCCUUUUAGAGGGCAUGAUGAGUCUAAAACAUCAAUCAAUCGUGGAAAUUUUUUGGAGUUACUAAAUCUUAUGUGUUCUUAUAAUGACAGAGUAGCAGAAGUUGUGAAUAAAGCUCCAAGAAAUGCUUCAUACACAUCACCAACAAUUCAAAAAGAAAUUUUGCAAGUGUUGGCAGCUAAAUUAAAAGAUGCAAUUCGUGAAGAGAUUGGUGAUGCAAAAUUUUGUAUCAUUGUUGAUGAAGAUGGCUACGUGAGAGAGCGAUUUUUUGGGCUUGUGCAUGUUAAGGACACCGCUGCAUCAACAUUAAAAGAAGGUAUUUUUUCUGUCCUUUGUCAUCAUAAUCUUGAUAUUCAAAGUAUUCGAGGCCAAGGUUAUGAUAGUGCAAGCAAUAUGCGUGGGGAAUGGAAAGAGUUACAAGCUUUGGUUUCAAAUGAAUGUCAUUAUGCUUAUUACGUUCACUGUUUGGCGCAUCGAUUACAAUUAGCCUUAGUUGCUGCAUCAAAAGAAGUCAUUCCUAUUCAUCAAUUUUUCACUCAAUUGAACUUCAUCAUUAAUAUUGUCGGAGCCUCAUGUAAGCGUAAUGACCAACUUAAAGCUGCUCAUGCUGCAAAUAUUGCUCAUUUGUUAGAGAUUGAAGAACUUGAAAGUGGAAAAGGGCUUAACCAAAUUGGGGCUUUGCAAAGGGCCGGGGAUACUCGUUGGAGUUCUCACUUGAAAUCAAUCUCUAGUUUGAUUAAGAUGUUUAGCGCAACAUGUGAAGUUCUGUUAAAUAUUAUUGAUGAUGGAACUACUUCUGCUCGGCGUGGAGAUGCAGAUGCUGCAUAUGAGGUGCUAACUUCUUUUGAAUUCGUUUUCAUUUUGCAUCUCAUGAGAAAUUUUUUAGAGAUAUCUAAUUUACUUUGUCAAGCUCUACAACUUCAGUCUCAAGAUAUCUUAAAUGCACUUCAUCUUGUUUCAUCUACUAAGUUGCUUAUUCAAAAAUUAAGAGAAGAUGGAUGGGAAGAAUUAGUUUUAACGACUAAAUCUUUUUGUGAAGCUGUUAAUAUACUUGUGCCAGAUUUUAGUGUUAUUUAUGUUGCACGAAGAGGAAGGGCUCGCCAUCAACAAGAUAAGUUUACAGUAGAACAUCAUUAUAAAGUUGAUAUUUUUAAUGCAGUGAUCGAUUCUCAGUUGCAGGAAUUGAAUAAUAAGUUCAAUGAUCAUACAGUGGAGUUGCUUACUCUUUGUUCAGCUUUAGAUCCAAGAGAGAAGCGCACAAAAUUCAGAGUUGAUGACAUUUGCAAGUUGGUGCAAAAGUUCUACCCGCGAGAUUUUGAGGAGUACGAGAUGAUGCAAUUAAGGGUACAAUUUGAGCAUUUUAGUCAUUUGCUAUUGCUUCCUGAUUUUGAGUCAUUAUCAACUAUAUCUGACUUGUGUCAAUGGAUGGUGAAAACUAGAAAAUAUGAAAUGUAUCCUCUGGUGUACAAAAUUGUAACUCUUAUUCUCACGCUUUCAGUUUCUACAGCCACUACGGAGCGGUCCUUUUCAGCUAUGAAUAUAUUCAAGACUAUGCUUCGUAAUAAGAUGGAGGAUGAAUAUCUUUCGGAUUGUUUGCUAGUGUAUAUAGAAAAAGAAAUUGCAAAACAAUUUGAAUUAGAUUCGCUCAUUGACGAUUUCCGCGAUCUGAAAGAGAGACAUUCUUUUCCCUCAUACAAUGGGAAAGAAGACUCUAUAGGAUGGUUAUAUAGUUCUGAACAAUUCUUCUUCAAGAUAAAGACUGACGAGAGACAGGGAGAGAGAGAGAGAGAGUUUGACAGCCUUCCACAUGGCAGGUUUGAUAGAAGCAUUAUGAGUCGACGUGGAAAUGCAAAAUCCUUCAAACUUGGUGACAACAAUGAACUAUGCACAGGCUUUUGA
Molecule: messenger RNA, 2892 nt
Organism: Mercurialis annua (annual mercury)
Lineage: Eukaryota; Viridiplantae; Streptophyta; Magnoliopsida; Malpighiales; Euphorbiaceae
Exons: 8
Coding region: 1-2892 (963 amino acids)
Molecular function (GO): protein dimerization activity
Source: RefSeq, a predicted model, not a curated record